AUGCGAAACGACAUCAGCGUGCAAGUCGCCCGCGCAACACAGACCGAGGCGGAGGCCACAUUAUACGGCUGCUGCGAGCGACGCUCAGGCAACGAAUCUGCGUUUGUGACUUGUGGUGUGACUUUGGAGUAUGAUUGUCCAGCCACUUGGUUGGGUGCUGGAAGCGUGUGUGCUUCCAACUGUGACGAUCAACGACUCGCGCCGUGCUGCCUGCACAACAACGGGACGUGUGCCAUUGUGACCAGUAGCUACUGCGAUGCAUUAGGUGGCACCUAUCACCCUGAGGCGCAGCGCUGUGGCGAGGUCAAUUGCUUGCGGGAUAGCUGUGGACCGGGAGGCUCAGCUGAAAAUCCAGACCAGGGAUGGCGCAUUCUCACGGCAUUGUUCAUGCACGCCGGGGCCAUCCACCUGCUGGUGAUGCUCUAUGUGCAGCUCAGUGUGGGCGUGCCACUUGAACGCAAGGCCGGGUGGCUACGUAUAGCUCUGAUUUACCUUAUUUCAGGCUGUGGCGGCAAUCUGGUCAGUGCUCUUUUUGUACCCAACUCGGCACAGGUCGGGGCAUCGGGUGCAGUCUACGGCUUGGUUGCCACCGCCCUGGUGGACCUCAUGCACUGCUGGCGGUUGCUCAAGUCCCCAUGGGUGCAACUCGGUACCUAUCUGAUCCAAACCGCGGUCCUAUUGUUGCUGGGCACGACGCCCUGGCUCGAUAAUUUCGCUCACGUGGGCGGUUUUCUCUUUGGCCUGCUGGGCGGGAUCGUUUUCCUGCCCUACGUCACGUUCGGCGCUUGGGACAAGUUUCGUAAGCGCUUGCUCCUAGUCAUUUGCUUUCCUGCGCUGGUGCUCGCCUUCUUGGUGGUGCUGGUCCUUUUUUAUCGGGUCCAGAACACCAACUUUUGCCCAGGCUGCGAGCGCAUCCAAUGCGUUGAUUGGGUCAAAGGCUUGUGCGACAAUGGCGCCGUAUCUGAAGCAUGA
This is a messenger RNA of Monosiga brevicollis MX1, 972 nucleotides long. RefSeq lists its product as uncharacterized. The transcript is spliced from 2 exons. The coding region runs from base 1 to 972 and encodes 323 amino acids. Lineage: Eukaryota; Choanoflagellata; Craspedida; Salpingoecidae. Gene Ontology annotation, molecular function: serine-type endopeptidase activity. Gene Ontology annotation, biological process: regulation of protein secretion; regulation of epidermal growth factor receptor signaling pathway. The record is from RefSeq and is a predicted model, not a curated record. Gene Ontology annotation, cellular component: endoplasmic reticulum membrane.